Messenger RNA from Solanum lycopersicum (tomato), 1116 nucleotides. RefSeq lists its product as uncharacterized. Gene Ontology annotation, molecular function: nucleic acid binding. The record is from RefSeq and is a predicted model, not a curated record. Lineage: Eukaryota; Viridiplantae; Streptophyta; Magnoliopsida; Solanales; Solanaceae. Gene Ontology annotation, biological process: DNA integration.
AUGGUGAAAGAAGGCAUUGUGUUGGGCCAUGUCAUCACUGAGAAGGGCAUAGAGGUUGAUAGAGCUAAAGUGGAAGUGAUAGAGAAGCUUCCUUGGGUAUUUGGAGAGUUGAAAGAGAAGUUGGUAUUCACACCCAUUAUUAUUUCACCAGAUUGGAGUGAGCCAUUUGAGGUGAUGUGUGAUGCAAGUGAGGUUCCACUUAGUGUGGUAUUGGGACAGAGAAGGGAUAAAAUCCUUCAUACCAUUUACUAUGCUUGUAAAUCCCUAAAUGAAGCUCAGAAGAACUACACAACAAGAGCUUUUUGUGGUGAUGUUAGCAUUCAAAAAAUUUUGUUCCUAUUUUCUUGGUGCGAGGGUCAUAGUGCAUCUAACUAUUUUGCUUUGAGAAAGGGGAGUGAGAAUCAAGUUGCCAACUACUUGUCUAGUUUGGAGGAUGAAGGUAUGCGUGAAUUAGGAGAAAAAGCUGAAAUUGAUGAUGUAUUCCCAAAUGAACAUGUUUUGGCCGCUUUCCAAGAUUUGGUCUCAUGGUUCGUAGACUUGCAAAAUUAUCUGACAAAUGAUAGGCAAGAACUCCCCUUGAAACCCAUUCUGCUGAUUGAGCUAUUUGACGUAUGGGGUAUCAACCUUAUGGGCCUUUGUGUGAGUUCUCAUGGGAUGAAGCAUAUUCUUGUGGCGGUUGACUACGUGUCAAAAUGGGUGGAAGCAAUUGUGCUUCCCAACAAUGAUGGAAAGAGUGCCAUUUUUAAUGAUGGUGGCUCUCACUUCUAUAAUAAAUUGUUAAAAUGGAUUUUGGAUAAAUAUGGUGUUCUCCAUAAUAUGAAUACUCCUUACCAUCCACAGACUAGUAGACAAAAUGAGGUGUCCAAUCGCGAGAUCAAGCAAAUUAUGGCAGAAACGGUGAAUCCUAAUAAAACAUAUUGGUCAAGGUGUCUUGAUUAUUCUCUUUGGUCCUACCGCAUUGCAUACAAGAUCCCCAUAGGUAUGUCUCCAUAUCAACUUGUAUAUGCGAAGGUUUGUCACUUGCCGAUCGAGCUAGAGCACAAGGCGAUGUGGGUAAUGAAGAAACUGAAGUCGGAUUGGACUGAAGAGGAAGAACAAAGACAAUGGGUUGAAUGA